AUGGGGCAGUUUGCAGCCAAAUGCAAUGGGGGUGGGGUGGGGGGUAGUAGUUUGCACUGUGGCCAUCAGAUGGCGCUUAAGAGGCUCCACGGUCCUACAGAUAGAGUUGAAUGGGAUCCAGUGAUCUGCCACAGAGGCGGGAGGGGAGUGCUGCACAAGUCCUGGACGAGGUUUGAGCCAAAAGCCCUGUGCUGCCUGACUUUUAUCGGCAUUCCUCCGCCUGUCCGACCCGCAGGACGGAGCCUGACGGGUCACGAAAAGGACAAAAAGUGGGUUUGUGUGUGGAAUCAGUCCUCUACACAGCAUCUAGAUCCUCAGAGCAUGGGGGAGCAGCCCAUCUUCAGCGCCAGAGCUCAUGUCUUCCAGAUCGACCCGGCCACCAAACGCAACUGGCUGCCGGCCAGCAAACAUGCCGUCACCGUGUCCUUCUUCUACGAUGCCAGCCGCAGCGUCUACCGCAUCAUUAGCGUGGGCGGAACGAAGGCCAUCAUCAACAGCACCAUCACCCCCAACAUGACCUUCACCAAAACCUCCCAGAAGUUUGGCCAGUGGGCAGACAGCCGGGCCAACACCGUCUACGGCCUGGGCUUCUCCACAGAGCAACAGCUGCAGCAGUUUGCAGAGCAGUUUAAGGAGGUGAAGGAGGCAGCCCGCCUGGCCAGAGAGAAAUCUCAGGAGAGGUUUGAACUGGCUAACCCUGCUCUCAACAUUGCAGCUCCAGAGCUCUCCCAGCAGUUAUCGGAGGACCGCCAUUCUCCACCGCUGCUCACAGUCAAUGGGCCGGGCGAGGAAAAACUAUUUCGCAGCAAGAGCGCCGAGGUGCAGCUGACGGCUGAGAAGGAGAGGGUGAAGAAGAUGUUGUCUGAAGGGUCUGUGUGUGAGAUAAACCUGGAGGCUGAACUCUUCACCCUGCAGGACAGUAACUCCAAGCUGGUGGAAGCACUGGAGGAAGCCAACAGCAGCGUGGAGCAGUGGAAGAAACAGCUGGCUGAAUACCAGGAGGAGACGGAUCGCCUCAGAGACCAGGUGGCAGAGCUUGAGGCCCAGCUGGGGCAUCCUGCUGCUAGUCAGACUGCUAGAGAGGAGCUGAGUCGGUCACUGGAGGAGCUGGAGGCCCUGCUGAGCGCCAAAGAUCAGGAAAUUCACAACCUUCAGAGCAAGAAGACAGAUGUGGGCGAGCUGGAGAAGGAGAGAGAGGAGGCCAUGCAGAGACUCCAGGAUCUGGAGAGACGAAACCACGAAUUGGAGGAUCGGGUCCAGAGUGCUGAAAAGACGCUGGCCUCCAGUCAGGAGGAGCAGAACCAGGCGGAGGUCGAGGUCCGACGCAUCAUCGACGUUCUGGACGUCAAAAUCUGCGACCUGAACGAGCUGAGACAGAGCCUGGCAAAACUCAUCGACAAAUAGCCACAGCAGCAGUUGGGCUGCAUCUCCACAGUUGGCACAGGUUCCAACCAUGCGGCCUUGAUUUGUGUUUUACUGCUUUAUCAGCGGAGCAGCAAUCAAAGCAAUAUGGAGGAAAACAUACAGAUGUUCACCUUCAUGGAUCUGUUUUUUUUUUUAAGAUCAGUGCAGGCAAACAGGCGUCAAAAACCUCUUAAAGGUGCUAUGUGCAGAAUAAAACAUCAAUAUCACCUUAAUACUGCAACCGUAUUAUAAACAGUUGACAGUGUGGUCUAACUGGAUACUACCAUUAUUUUUCUAUAUCAUAGUUCCCAGCAGCUGCAUAUCCUUGAGCCCCUGAAGAGGAUAAUAUAAUUUUUACACCAUCUGCCAUCACUGAGCACUCUUUACAGCUUUAGAUCAAUUUGCUCUGGAAGAACAGCGCCCUCCACCUCUUUUGGGUGCCAUUGCAAGUCAGUGUAUUUUGCCUAAAUCUGACCUGGUGGUUUUCAAUGUAAAAUGUGGAUUAGUGGCUGCUGGGAGCUAAACAUUUUUUCAGUGAUGGUCUCACUUGUUGAUGGUAAUGAUACUGAUGUCUUAAAAGGACUGAAGAAAUGAUUUAUUGAUAGCAAACUCUACUUAAAGCACCUUUUAAAAAGAGGACUUGCACCAAAAGUGGUUUGCUAUUUUGUAAAAGUGGACAUUUGCAACUAGUAUCAAAUGAUUUUUUUUACUUGUUAGUUUAUUUUUGCGUGAUGUAUCUUUAUUUAACACAAAGCAGGCAAUCUACUUGUGUUAGUAUACUCUCUUACUGAAUUAAGAGGCAAGGGUGGCAGUAAAACUCGGAAAGAAUCAAAAGAUAAUGGUCUGGCGGUGUUAAAUAAAGCCAGUGUUGCUGUGUUUUCCUGCAGAGGUCUCAGCCAUUUAACGGUGGCUGAGCACAGACAGUAAAACUGCAGCCCUGUAACAGCAACGCUCGAGUCAGGACUUGAAAUGGUUGAAAACUAAUUUUAUGGACAAUAACAUUUAUAUACCUAUACUAAACAUAAAUAUUUGAUCAUAAUUCUGGACAUUUGGGUUAUAGAAAGAGCAAAGCAACUGUGCAUAGAUGUUUUUUUUCAAUGGGGUUUGGCAGAAGGCUGACACAAAAAAACUCAUAGCCUGAGGCUCACACUUAACAGUCCUGUAUGACUCGGCUUUUAGGAAUGCAUUUUCUUAGGUUAUUGGUAGAUCACAGAAGUCAGCGUGAGUAAGACAAAUAUACAAAGACAGGCUAUACAAGUGAACAAGUGUCUACUUUUACAGAAUAACAACCCUUCAGCUCAUGUUGGUGUCAUCCUUCCUUUAGCACUGUGGAGAUGCACCCAGUAGGAGUCAGGAUAAGGACACAUUGAGGCAAAGGUCUUGAAUAAAGUCAGCUCUGGUUCACCAUCAGCAGCCUGGACUGGCCUCAUACCAGCCAGAACAUCAGCAAACUCAGAUGCAACAACCUGCUCCCAUUCUGUCCUCUGAGGAUCGCCAGCGUAUGACCUUUUUUUUUUUUUUUUUUUUUUUUUUUUGGUAACAUUUCAUGAGGACUGCUCUUUUCUCACCACUUUAGAUUAUUCAUGUUCAUUAACAGUUACUCGCAGUUGUGAUGGGAAAUGAGACAUGGCUACCGGCCAGAUCUCUGCUUGGUUUGUUCUCUCUGCCAGGCCACUUUGACAGGUAGACGAGUGAUUGAAGGAGAGGUCCAGAUGUGUCGCUGUGGCCUGUGGUGGUGUUUUCUCACUCUGUCGAAUUGAACCUGAGAUUGCACUUGAUUAUGUUUGUGCCAAGUUUGAUUUUGUUUACAUGUGUCAGUGUUCACGAAAUGGUUUAUGUACUUUUUUCUGUGUUGCUCAACACUACCAUUUACCAUAAUAGUAAUAAUAACCCUAGAAAGAGGCUCAGCAGAGCUGCAGAGCAUAGAUCACUAUGAGAGCACUGCAUGAGCUCUGCAGAAGCCCCGUACCUGCCAAGGAAUGUGAAGCUGUGUGUGUAUGUGUGUGUGUGCACAAUACCUAGCAGUGUGCAACCUGAGAGUUAAAAAGCACAACUGCAGUAGUUUUAGUAAAAUAGGUACUUAAUUGACUUGUCUGUCAGCUUUGUAUAUGAAGUUCUGAUGCACAUUAUCUAUUGAUCUUUGCUUCUCGCCCCCUGAUGAGUUAUUGAUUUCUUCAUAUGACAGUAAUAUAGGUGCAGAUAAGGUGCAGUCUAUUGCAGCUGAUGACGCAGUAACUGCCAGAAUCAUACUAACAUGUCAAAAUGUGAUUUAGGUCAUUACAAGGUGCAGUCUGCGAUUCUGAUCCAAUCAUGUCUCAUCACGGUCCACUUGCUGUCCAUUCUGUGUGCGCCAAAAAAAAAAAAGAAAAAGAAAAAGAAAAAU
Epinephelus fuscoguttatus (brown-marbled grouper) is the source of this 3787-nucleotide messenger RNA. Its product is annotated as homer protein homolog 3-like. Gene Ontology annotation, biological process: regulation of store-operated calcium entry; G protein-coupled glutamate receptor signaling pathway. The record is from RefSeq and is a predicted model, not a curated record. Lineage: Eukaryota; Metazoa; Chordata; Actinopteri; Perciformes; Serranidae. Gene Ontology annotation, cellular component: plasma membrane; cytoplasm; postsynaptic density. Gene Ontology annotation, molecular function: G protein-coupled glutamate receptor binding.